This is a messenger RNA of Acanthoscelides obtectus, 687 nucleotides long. The record is from the annotation of a GenBank genome assembly. NCBI's taxonomy places the organism in Eukaryota, Metazoa, Arthropoda, Insecta, Coleoptera, Chrysomelidae.
CGACAAGUUACCGAGUACUGUACGAACAAACCAUAAAUAUAAUUUUCGUUAAUACCCGUUUAUUUUUAUAUUGCACGUAUCAUGCCCCAAUAUUUCUGUCUGAUAUCCGCUAGGUGGGGUCAUUAUCGCGAACCCAGUGAUAAGGUAUGGUAGAACUAAGCACUUUGAGCAGAGAUAACAAGAAACAAUGAACAGUUGAACAGACUGGUCGACAGAAAGAUUCACAGAAAAUAUCAAAAUACGGUUGAACCUCCUAUUUUGUUUAGCAGCCAUACAUCAACAAGGGAUUUUAAGACCCUUUUAAUUUCAGGACUCACUCUGAACAUUUCUGCAAGUACUGGGCACGUUGUCCUGGAAUUUGCAUCCACAACCUAUCGAAGAUCCUAUCUUAUUUGGUUACCUGAUGCAUUUGAAAAUUACAUCGUAUUGCUAGAAAACCACGAAUUUUUCAAUUCAAUAAAGGAAAAGGAAUGCCUUGAAAUUGUAAAGCUGUGGUAUUAUAAUUAUAUCGUUCUGCACUGUGAGUAUGCUGAUUACUUACUAAAACCGCAUUGUCUGCCUAUUGCUACUGACAUUUGAGCUUCUACUAUGGGAAGUGUAACCUACACUAAUGAUGUUGGUUUUGAGAAGUUAACCUGCUUUGUAAACUUACACAAGUAAAUAGAAUAUGAGAUGGUAGAAUCAACA